Molecule: messenger RNA, 3485 nt
Organism: Vidua macroura (Pin-tailed whydah)
Lineage: Eukaryota; Metazoa; Chordata; Aves; Passeriformes; Viduidae
Gene: TFAP2A
Product: transcription factor AP-2 alpha
Exons: 8
Coding region: 60-1631 (523 amino acids)
Biological process (GO): regulation of cell population proliferation; anatomical structure development; regulation of transcription by RNA polymerase II
Cellular component (GO): nucleus
Molecular function (GO): RNA polymerase II transcription regulatory region sequence-specific DNA binding; DNA-binding transcription factor activity, RNA polymerase II-specific
Source: RefSeq, a predicted model, not a curated record
CCUUUUUCCUCCGUCUUUUCCCGGAUCCUCCGAGAGGGGGGCCGCGGGGAGCCCGGCGGAUGCUCCUUGGGCUCCCCAGUCCCCCCGCCCCGGGCGCCCGCUGGUCUCAGCGUUGGGCUCGAACCGGAGGAAAAGGAGGAGGAGGAGAAGGAGGAGGAGGGCUGACACCCAGAGGGGGAGACACCCAAAAAACUUUCCCAGCCGGUUUCCGGGACGUGGGGCACGGAGGCGAGCUUGCUCGGCGGCGCGGGGCGGCCGCCGCGGGGGCAGCGGCGAGGGGAGCCCCUCGGCAGGGCGCCGUCGAGGCAUGGACGGGGCGGCGGCGGCGGGCGGUCCCGCGGAGCCCACCCCGCGCAAAGGCGGCGGCGGUACGGCCGAGGGCAGCAAGAACCAAGCGGGAAGCGAGCAGCCGCUCUUCUCCCUGGGCUUUGAGGCCGGCUACGCGCAGCAGCCGCAGCCCGAGGAGCGCCACGACAGUACCAGCAACGGGACAGCCCGGUUACCCCAGUUGGGGACCGUGGUCUCAGGACCCCUACUCCCACGUGAACGACCCGUACAGCCUCAACCCCCUCCAUGCCCAGCCACAGCCCCAGCACCCAGGAUGGCCGGGACAGAGGCAGAGCCAGGAGACGGGGCUGCUCCACACGCACCGGGGUUUGCCCCACCAGCUCUCGGGGCUCGACCCGCGCAGGGACUACCGGCGGCACGACGACCUGCUGCACGCCCCGCACGGGCUGGGCUCGGGUCUGGCCGACCUGCCCCUCCACUCCAUCCCCCACGCCAUCGAGGACGUGCCGCACGUAGAAGACCCCGGUAUUAACAUCCCAGAUCAAACUGUAAUUAAGAAAGGCCCCGUGUCCCUCUCCAAGUCUAACAACAACGCCGUCUCCUCCAUCCCCAUCAACAAGGACGCGCUCUUCGGCGGGGUGGUGAACCCCAACGAGGUCUUCUGCUCGGUGCCGGGCCGCCUCUCGCUGCUCAGCUCCACCUCCAAGUACAAGGUCACGGUGGCGGAAGUGCAGAGACGCCUGUCGCCGCCCGAGUGCCUCAACGCCUCCCUGCUGGGCGGAGUGCUCCGGAGGGCAAAGUCUAAAAAUGGAGGGAGAUCUCUGAGGGAGAAACUGGACAAAAUAGGACUAAACCUGCCAGCCGGGAGGCGUAAAGCUGCUAACGUUACCUUGCUCACAUCGCUUGUGGAGGGAGAAGCAGUACAUCUAGCUAGAGAUUUUGGGUACGUUUGUGAGACAGAAUUUCCUGCCAAAGCAGUAGCUGAAUUUCUCAACCGACAACAUUCCGAUCCAAACGAGCAAGUCACAAGAAAAAACAUGCUUCUAGCUACAAAACAGAUCUGUAAAGAGUUCACCGACCUGCUGGCUCAGGACCGAUCUCCCCUGGGGAACUCGCGGCCCAACCCCAUUUUGGAGCCGGGCAUCCAGAGCUGCCUGACCCACUUCAACCUCAUCUCGCACGGCUUUGGGAGCCCGGCGGUAUGUGCUGCCGUCACUGCCCUGCAGAACUAUCUCACCGAGGCGCUCAAGGCCAUGGACAAAAUGUACCUCAGCAACAACCCCAACAGCCACACAGACAACAGCACCAAAAGCGGCGACAAAGAGGAGAAGCACCGAAAGUGAGGAUCCCCCCCACACACGCUCCUCUCCCUUCCCCCUCAUAGCCCAUCGAUCCAUUCAUCUCCCUCCUCCCUCUCCCCGGCACCCAGCACCCCAGGCUACAGCAACAGAAUGAGCGUCCUUCUGCCAGUCCUGUUCUCUGACUCUGCAGGACUGCUCUGCCCUCUCUCCACACCCCUUCCCAGAAUCCACAUUUCCAUUUGCUCCUGCUUAAAUUCCCCCCUCUUCCCACUGCCACCAUCGUUUUUCCCCAGUUUGGAGCCUAAGAGAACAGAACAGGGGGACGGAGCCAGCAAAGAAAAAAAGUUCUGUCUUGAGUUUGUGAACUUUUUUUUAAAUAAAACAAAAGGAGAAAAAAAAAACAACAAAAAAUAAAACAAAAAAGAAAAGGACUUUUUUUUUUCUAAAAAUAUAUUAAAAAAUUAAAAAAAAAAAACAAACAAAAAGAAAUAAAUAAUACUUAAAAAUUCUAUGAGCUUCACCGGACUGAAUCACCACCUUCCCUUACAUAAACUUCAGUUAAGAUUGUAGCCAUACUAAAAAUGAAAAAAAAAACAGUGAAAAAAUACAACGGCAACAGCAGACAUACAAAAGGCAAAGAGGACUGAUGACAUUUUAUCAGUAUUGUGAAUAAACUUGAACGCAAAACACAAGCGGUUCCAUGUCAUAUCUUCAGUUGUAAAACUUUUUCCUGUCCAAGGUAAAGCGACCAACUUGAACUUUCUAUUGCAACACGAUUCACAGUUAUUAUAUAAGGGAAUCAGUGUUCAUGUAUGUAUAUAUUUAUUUAUGUGUAAUUUAAUGGGAAUUGUAAAUAUGGUGAGUCUGUUUUAAGCCUUUUUUAUUUAUCUGGUGAUCUCGUUUACCUCUUGUUUAGUGGGUUUUAAAUCUUCCCCUCUUAGUUCAUCAUGUGGUUCAUGGUACUUAUUUAGAUAUCAGAGGUUUUUUGGGGGUUUUUCUCUGGGAUUCAUCAUUUUUAGCCCUAUUGUAGCAUGUUAAAAGCGACAAUGAAGCAGCUGAACAAAUAAAAAACCAUUAAUUUUUAUAUAUAAUUAGUAUGACAUUUAGUUUCACAUUGAAGAUAAAAUAAAGUGAUGUUGGACCCUGGCAAGUUUUUUAAACAUGUUAGUGGUUUUACAACCCUUAUGUGUUGUGGAAAAUGAAAAAAGUUAUUUUCAUCCACUGUCCUUCUCCCGAAAGCACCAACAGAGCAAUAAAUUAAUAUUGUCUUUUAAAACAAGAUUUAGCUUUACUUUCCUUUUUUCUCCCCUCUUUUUUUUUCUCCCUUUCUUUUGUUUUUAUUUUUCUCCUUUUUAAAUUUUUUUUUCCCAAAGAACUUCAAACAUUUGGGACCACCUGGUAUCCUGUAUUUCCACUGGCCAUAUUGGAAGCAGUUAUAGUUGUGUUGUAUUGAGUUGUGCCGGCAGUAGUUUCCAUGCCUAUCAAUGUAUCAUAGUCCUUUGUUGCCCAGAUAAAUAAAUAUUUGAUACGCUUUAUGUCGAUUUUUUUAUUCAGUAGCUGUCUUUACCCAGGCGUAUUUUUGUUCUUGGCAGUAUUUUUUAUUCAGUAUGGUUACAGUAAUUGAGUUUAACUCUCCCUUGACAAUUGCUCCUUGCAAUAAGCAGCUGAACCCAUUGUUUCCCUCAAGUAUAAUAAAAACUUACUUUCAACUUGGAGUUCAGAGCAGGGUAUCAUUUAGAUAUUCCACUGAGUCUGUAUUCAGACAAAUGACACAAUAAAGCACAAUGUAUUCUUUUGGAUAAAAAAAUUGUCUGUACUACUAACAAAAAUGACACACUAUCUUUUCUUUAACCAAAACAUAAUUUUAUUUAAAAAAUAAAAGUUUUAUUUUAUUUA